AGAAGGCAGAUCAGCCAUUGCGGACCACACUCUCAACUUCACCUGGCACAAUCAAGAUCACUGACAGCUGAAAGCAGAAAGCUUCUGAGGAUUCUUCCGAGAUGGCAAAGGUUUUCAAGAAGACAAGUGGAAAUGGAGGGCUGACCCUCUUCUUGGGGAAGAGAGACUACGUGGAUCACAUGUCCUCUGUGGACAAAGUUGAUGGUGUGGUGAAACUGGACAAAGCCGAUUUUGGAGACAGAAAAGUGUUUGUGCAGCUGGCAUGUGCCUUCCGUUACGGUAGCGAAGAUCUGGACGUGAUGGGCCUGUGCUUCAGGAAAGACAUCUGGAUCCAGCACGUCCAGAUCUACCCGGAAGACCACAAGCCCACUCUGAGCCCCAUGCACGAGACCCUGAUGAAGAAGGCCGGGGACAACGCCGUCCCUUUCUCUUUUGAGAUUCCCAACAACCUGCCGUGCUCAGUCUCUCUGCAGCCUGGGCCCGAUGACAAGGGCAAGGCGUGUGGUGUCGACUUUGAGGUCAAAACGUACCUGGCCAUGGUCAAAUGUAGCGCAGAUGAGAAGAUUCAUAAGAAGGACACUGCUCGCCUUAUCAUCCGUAAAGUCCAGUUUGCUCCCUCUCAGGUCGGCCAAGGGCCCAAGGCGGACAUCUGCAAGAGCUUCAUGAUGUCUGACAAGCCUGUACACCUGGAGGCGUCAAUGACGAAAGAUCUCUACUUACACGGUGAAGCGAUCCCAAUCAAAAUCAAAAUCAACAACGAGAGCAACAAAACAGUGAAGAACAUCAAAGUCACCGUUGACCAAACCACAGACAUUGUCCUCUACUCAGCGGACAAAUACACCAAGACUGUCCUCUCCCAAGAGUUCGGAGUGUCGGUGGAUCCCAGCGGCACCUACGAGAACACCGUGACCAUCACUCCUGUGCUGGCGGAGAACACGGAGAAAAGGGGUUUGGCGCUGGACGGACGGCUGAAGGAUGAAGACACUAACUUGGCCUCGUCCACCAUGCUGCGGAAUGUCGAUAAAGAGGUGAUGGGAAUCCUGGUUUCCUACAAGAUUAAAAUUAACCUCAUGGUGGCCGGAGGAGGUCUGCUGGGCGGCCUCACCUCCAGUGACGUCUCAGUGGAGCUGCCAUUGAUGCUCAUGCACCCUAAGCCUGAAGAGUAAAGAUCAGUUGUCUUGAAAAAUAAUCCUCCUGUAGUCAAAAGAGGAUGUUACCCUGGAGAUUCAGAGGAAACCUGCAUAACAACAGGACGACAACAAAGAAGAAGAACAAAGAAGAAGAAGAAUGUGAUCAGUGAAACUAAAAUAAAAUCUCUGAGUACAUGGAGAGAACGAUAUUAGUGAGAACUAGUUGUAUAGAAAUAAAUCAGGUAGUGUCUGACCAACGAUCUGUGUAGAAUCAGAACAUAAGCUGAACAAUUUAAAAACGAAAUCCUCUUCGCCUCAUCUUAGAUCGUGAGUGAGGAGAGACUGAAGCCUAUAAAGUCAGUGUGCUUUGGAAUAACGUCAUAAACUUGUCUGAUAUGUUGAAUUGUACUUUUUUCCUUUCUGUGAAAUGUACCAGUUUUUGUUUUUUGACUUCUUGAGUCAAAUAUCCCAAAAAACAAUAAAAUCUUUUAAAAACCAGGACA
Molecule: messenger RNA, 1633 nt
Organism: Solea solea (common sole)
Lineage: Eukaryota; Metazoa; Chordata; Actinopteri; Pleuronectiformes; Soleidae
Gene: arr3a
Product: arrestin 3a, retinal (X-arrestin)
Exons: 18
Coding region: 102-1166 (354 amino acids)
Biological process (GO): signal transduction; visual perception; G protein-coupled receptor internalization
Molecular function (GO): G protein-coupled receptor binding
Source: RefSeq, a predicted model, not a curated record